This is a messenger RNA of Budorcas taxicolor (takin), 6513 nucleotides long. It is a transcript of the gene RBM20, whose product is annotated as RNA binding motif protein 20. Gene Ontology annotation, cellular component: nucleus. Gene Ontology annotation, biological process: regulation of RNA splicing. NCBI's taxonomy places the organism in Eukaryota, Metazoa, Chordata, Mammalia, Artiodactyla, Bovidae. Gene Ontology annotation, molecular function: zinc ion binding; mRNA binding. The coding region runs from base 90 to 3722 and encodes 1210 amino acids. The transcript is spliced from 14 exons. The record is from RefSeq and is a predicted model, not a curated record.
ACGGGGACCCCGGCCAGUGAGCGCCCGUGCCCCGGGGCCGCCCCUCUCGCGCGCUCUCCCGCCGCGAGCCCGGGCCGGUCUCGCCUCACAUGGUGCUGGCCGCAGCCAUGAGCCAGGACGCCGAGCCCAGCGGCCCCGAGCAACCGGACAGAGAUGCCCGCAGCGUGCCCGGUGCCCCGGCGCCCCCAGGCCUGCGAGGGAUGCAGCCGCCGCCGCCGCCGCCCCAAGUCAGCCUGCCCCAGAUCAUCCAAAAUGCCGCCAAGCUCCUGGACAAGACCCCGUUCUCGGUCAGUAACCCGAACCCGCUGCUUCCUUCGCCCGCCAGCCUCCAGCUGGCCCAGCUGCAGGCUCAGCUCACCCUCCACCGGUUGAAGCUGGCACAGACAGCCGUCACCAACAACACCGCGGCCGCCACGGUCCUCAACCAAGUCCUCUCCAAAGUGGCCAUGUCCCAGCCUCUCUUCAACCAGCUGCGGCAUCCAUCCAUGAUCAGCGGCCCCCACGGCCACACCGGGGUACCCCAACACACAGCCACCGUGCCCAGCACCCGCUUUCCCUCUAAUGCACUCGCCUUCUCACCCCCUGGCCAGACGCGAGGCCCAGGGCCCACGGUGAGCCUUCCCAGCCAGCCCCCCAAUGCCAUGGUGAUGCACCCCUUCAUGCCUCAGACCCCCACCCAGCCAGCGGUCAUCCUGGGCCUUGGAAAGACUGGGCCCGCACCCACUGCUGCAGGGUUCUACGAAUAUGGCAAAGCCAACUCUGGCCAGGCAUAUGGCUCUGAAACCGACGGUCAGCCUGGCUUCCUGCCAGCCUCGGCUGCUACCUCGGGCAGCGUGACCUACGAAGGGCACUAUAGCCACUCAGGGCAAGAUGGCCAGGCUGCCUUUCCCAAGGACUUCUACGGACCCAGUGCCCAAGGGUCGCAGGUGGCAGGUGGAUUUGUGGCUGAGCCAGCCGGGGCCUUGAAAGGCGAGGUGGGUCCCCUGCUGCAGGGUCCAAACAGCCAGUGGGAGAGCGCCCAUGGGUUCUCUGGCCAGAGCAAGCCUGAUCUUGUGGCAGCCCCCAGCCUGUGGCCCCCACCUCCCGGCCAGCCCUAUGAGCUGUAUGACCCCGAGGAGCCCACACCAGACAGGACCCCUCCUUCCUUUGGGGGUCGGCUCAACAACAGCAAACAGGGCUUCAGCGGAGCCCGGAGGCGGGCCAAGGAGGAGCAGGCAGUGCUGUCCCUGCGGCCUCUGCAAGCGCAUGAGCUGAAUGACUUUCACGGUGUGGCCCCCCUCCACCUGCCGCACGUCUGUAGCAUCUGUGAUAAGAAGGUGUUUGAUCUGAAGGACUGGGAGCUGCAUGUAAAAGGGAAACUACAUGCUCAGAAAUGCCUGCUCUUCUCUGAAAACGCCGGUGUGCGGUGUGUCCUCGGUCCAGCAGAGGGAACUCUGUGUGCCUCUCCCAACAGCACAGCUGUUUAUAACCCCGCUGGGACGGAAGAUUACACCUCAAAUCUUGGAACGUCAUACGCGACCAUUCCUGCGAGGUCGUUUACUCAGUCGAGUCCCGUAUUCCCUUCAGCUUCCCCAGGGACAAAUUUUGCCCAGCGGAAAACAGGCGCCGGCCGCGUGGUCCACAUCUGCAACCUGCCGGAGGGAAGCUGCACAGAGAAUGACGUCAUUAACCUGGGGCUGCCCUUUGGCAAGGUCACUAAUUACAUCCUCAUGAAGUCGACUAAUCAGGCCUUUUUAGAGAUGGCUUACACAGAGGCUGCCCAGGCCAUGGUCCAGUAUUACCAAGAAAAAUCUGCCAUGAUCAAUGGUGAGAAAUUGCUUAUUCGGAUGUCCAAGAGAUACAAGGAAUUGCAGCUGAAGAAACCUGGGAAGACCGUGGCCGCCAUCAUCCAGGACAUCCAUUCCCAGAGGGAGAGGGACAUGUUCCGGGAAGCAGAAAGGUACGGCCCAGAAAGGCCGCGAUCUCGAAGUCCAGUGAGCCGGUCGCUGUCCCCGAGGUCCCACACUCCGAGCUUCACCUCCUGCAGCUCUUCUCACAGCCCCCCGGGCCCCUCCCGGGCCGACUGGGGCAACGGCCGGGACUCCUGGGAGCACUCUCCCUACGCCAGGAGGGAGGAAGAGCGAGGCCUAGCGUCUUGGAGGGAGAACGGGGAGGACAAGAGGGAUAGGACGGACGCGUGGGCACAUGAUCGCAAGCACUACCCCCGGCAACUAGACAAAGCCGAGUUAGAGGAGCGACUGGAAGCGGGGAGGGGCUACAGAGAAAAGCACCCGAGGUCUGGGUCCCCCAACCCGCUCCACUCCGCGUCGGGCUACAAAAGCCGAGAAGACGGCUACCACCGGAAGGAGUCCAAGGGCAAAUCCGACAAGUACCUGAAGCUGCAGCAGGAUGCCCCGGGGAGGUCCAGGAAGAAAGAUGAGGCCAGGCUGCGAGAAGGCAGGCACCCCCACACCGACGACUCUGGCAGGGAAGACGGACUGGAGCCCAAGGGCACCAAGUCCAAACAGAGUGAGAAAAACAGAGCCAAGAGACCUGAUCGAGACCAAGAAGGAGCUGAUGACAGAAAAGAAAGGAUAGCAGAGAAUGAGGCUGGAAAAGAGGAACAGGAUAGCAUGGAAGAGAAUCCCCCAUCAGUGGGCAGACAAGAGAAGGAAACAGAAUCCUCCGAUACAGAAAACAGAAGAGCGAGGAAGGAGCAGGAUUCGGAGAGUGAAAGUGAGGCUGAGGGUGAGAGCUGGUACCCCACGAACAUGGAGGAGCUGGUGACAGUGGAUGAGGUAGGGGAGGAAGAAGAUUUUAUCAUGGAACCAGACAUCCCAGAACUAGAGGAGAUUGUGCCCAUAGACCAGAAGGACAAAAUCUGUUCAGAAAUAUGUCCCUGUGUGACGACUGCCUUAGACCUGGACUUCACCAAAGGUUUCGCCAAGGAGGGAGUCAAGACCAUCGGGAAUGGGGCUGCGGAAAUCAGCCUCAAGUCGCCCGAAGAACUGCCUUCUGCUUCCAUGGGCUGUCCCAGUGACAUGGACGUGGAGAUGCCUGGCCUAAAUCUGGAUGCUGAGCGGAAGCCAGCUGAAUGCGAGACAGGCCUCUCCCUGGAGGGCUCAGAUUGCUACGAGAAGCCCGCAAAGGGAGGAGAGAGCUCAGAUGUUCGUCUGGCCCCUCCACUUCUGCAAAUGUCUUCCCCCAAGCCAGCAGAGGAGAGGGCCUGGCAGCCCGGCCCGUUUCUCGAUGACUGCAAGGCCAGGGGGACCCCCGAAGAUGGGGCUGGUGAAGGCAGCACCCUGGAGGAGAAAGCCGGCCCCCCCACUGAAACCGACCUCCAAAGCCAGGCUUGCCAAGGAGCGUCGACCCCGGAAAACUCCAGGUACUCGGAAAUGAAAUCUCUGGACGUAAGGUCACUUGAAGACGCUGAAGUGGAGCUAAAACAGCCCCUUUCUUUGCCUUCCUGGGAACCAGAGGAUGUGUUCAGUGAACUUAGCAUUCCUCUAGGGGUUGAGUUCGUGGUGCCCAGGACCGGCUUUUAUUGCAAGCUGUGUGGGCUGUUCUACACGAGCGAAGAGAUGGCGAAGAUGACUCACUGCCGCAGUGCCGUCCAUUACCGGAACUUACAGAAGUACUUGUCCCAGCUGGCCGAGGAGGGACUGAAAGAGACGGAGAGGGCGGGCAGCCCACGGCCCCAGGACAGUGGAAUCGUGCCAAACUUUGAAAGGAAGAAGCUCUGACACCGCUGCUUGAAGAGGGAGAGGAGGGCCUGAGAAGUGGGGCCUUCCUGCCAGAGAGGAACGAAGACCAGGGAGCCCACGGCGGUGCCUGAGUCGGUCUGCAGAGACUCACGAAAGGCCCGGAGUGCCUCCCACUCGGAGCCUUCACCCCGGCGUGUCCAGUGACUCGUGUUUCCUUCGAACAGUUUUUCAAUUUGCUUGUCUCUCUUCCUCUCCAUCUCUCACUCCCUCCUCCUGUGCCCAUAAAAUCCAACUUCUCAGGGAUUUUCACAGUGUUCCAAUUCUUGGUGGGAUAGGAUAGGUCAAGCCAGGCUGAGUCCUCAAAAAAAAAAAAAAAAAAUUUCAUGGAGACUCCUGGGUCGAGAACCAUGUCUCUGCUUGGCAUCCUGUGUGUGGGGGGUGGGGGAGCUGAGUUCGAUCCUACAGUCCUGGAGUGGGGAAGCCUUGGACCACCAGCAGGCAGAAGCUGGGAGCUCCUCCAGCUCAACCACCUUUUUGAAAAGCCCUGAUUUUCAUAACUCUUUUGUCCUCUCCAUUGUUCUAGAAGCCCACCAGAUUCAAGCCUUAAAAUUUAAGGAGGGAAAGAGCCCUUUAUUUUGGAAGCUCUGAUCAUUUCCCUCCUGUUGAUUUCAGGAGAUGCCAGGGUUUGUUCUCCUCUGGAUAUUGAGUCUGGUCUAGAUUCACUUUAAAUAAAAAUGAAAACAGAAGCAUCUUCCCCCUCCAGCUAAAACAUUAGAAGGUCAAGACUUCAGUUGAAGACUGGUCUCCCAGACGUGCAUGGUUGGCUUGAGAGACACCAAAACAAGUAAAAGGCAUCCAUUCUUGACUCGUCCUUUGGUGCCUGCACACUGGGUACCAGCAGCCUCACAGUGGGAUGGUUUUUAAAUGGUCUCUUAGAGGCGGGGGCAGCUAAGGAGAGGGAAGGCUGCAGGACCGAGGAGCAUUGAGGGUUGCCAGGUGCCCUUUCCAAUUGGGCAGAAGGCCAAAGGCCUCUCAGAGUUAACCCCAUGUGCAGACUUUGAUAUUAAAUGUUACGAGGUGCAGAGCUCCUUCCCAUCGGGCUGUGGGUACUGAAGGUCUGUGCCUUCAGGUUCCUGGACAGGACAGGCUGCGGGAGUCUAGGCUGAGGUUCAUUGGGAGGGUUUGGGAAAAGGUGCUAGGGAAAAUGAGGCUCAGCUGUGCCCUGGAGAAACCCUUGAGAAGGUCAGAAGGGAGCCUGGGGCUGCUCCCUCAAGUGAGACACUUGACCGGAGGCGGCCGCCCUGGCUCAGCUCCUAGAAGACGGUGCCUGUUCUGUUCCUGACCACAAAUAGGUAGGCUAGGGCAAGAGUGCUUGUUUCAUUUUAAUGUUUUGCUUUUUUUUUCUUUUAAGGUAGAUAAGACUAUACUGUAUAUUCUGUUUUCUGUCCUCUGCACUAAAAGCAGAAGGUAGAGAGAUGGAUUAUUUGAGUUCCACACUGACAUCUGAUCAGUGAGAAAAUUAAGCCUCAGAAAGGAAGGGAAAAUAGAACACAAGGAUCAUGUGUAAACCUGGGGGCAGGUGGCAUCUGCAAGGAGAGAACCGCUGGGGACCUGUGAGAGAGAGGAGUUCAGGCAAGCUUCAAACAGACCAGCUUGAACAGGUGUAGAGGGAGGCUGCAGGCAGUGGGAAAUCUGAACUUGGCAUCAGGCAGCUGUGGGCCUCAGAAAGGUGAGUGUCUCAAAGAGAGUCGAGUUUGAAAACUGACUCAGCCCAGACCUGUUCCCCUGGCUGCCUUCUCUGGUUUUUACCCGGUAUUCUAGAAACCGGCUUCCCCCAUUUCUCGGAAACUCACCCUAUGUCUUUCUUCCCACUGGUGGGAAGUCAGGGGCCAACUCUCUGAACCUUGCUGGGAAAAACCUAAAGCCUAAAACUGUGCAUUUUUAGAGAAGCUGGCAGUCUUUUCUCCCAGCAUAGUGGAAGCUGACCCCACCAGCUCACCACCCCCCUACCAAGCAGUGUUUCCAUGGAAACUUGGAUGGCUGUUCAAACAGCCAUAUUCCCUAGUAAUUUAACGGCGCUCUCGCUGAUAGAUCGAACUUCCCUACAUUUUAAAGCUGGAGAACAGCCCUGGGAAGGAGAGAGAAGAAGCUCUUUGCGUUUAAUAAGAACAUUUUAAAAUUAAUUUUAAAAGUCAUCCAAGGUCCUAUAUUUGUGUGUAUAUAUAUAUUUAUUUUUAUUUAUUUUUAUACAAUUCCAUUGGCAUAGUUUCACCCACUCUAUAAUUUGCACUUUCUAUUCCUACGUGUGUCAUACACAAUGCAGUAUUAAAAGCAACCAGGAAAAUAUUGAUUUUUUUUUUAAAGCUUUUCUUCAGUGUUUGUUAACCAUUUCAAAAUGUCUCCCUGGAAAGGUUGUUCAACAGCAGCUGCUGUCUUGAGCAGCACAUUUACUCGUCCCCUGCAUUAAUAUAACAAAAGGCCUGUGUACUUUUUAUUGUAAACACCUGAAAUAAAGUAUAUCCACAGCGUAUUCCCGAAGAAUUUGGUACACUUGGUGUGAGCAGCAGCCAUUAGUAUCAAGGUUUCUCUUGACAGUCUGAGGCUGUGAUCUGUUAGAUUAUACUUGAACUGGACCAGAGUUUGAUUCUUGAGCUUGUGAGAAAAAGAAAACCAUUAGUUGAUUUAAGUUUGAACUUGUAAAGUAUUGGAAUUUGUUGAGUGUGUCCAAUUAAUCGUCACUUUUCCUGAUCUGUAUAAUUGACCUCAAGUGUUUGUUUUUACAAAAGGAAGAACAAAAAAAGAUUUUUAAUAAAGAGAAUUUGAAAGCUUG